AUGGUCCUAACGUUUAUUGGCAGGAGCCUUGAAGAUCCCACCUGCGAAGAUUGUUGUUGCCCUUGGGACUUGCUCACAAAAUCACUACUCGACCUCGAGGCUGAGGAUACAAAUAUGCUAACCAACAUGCGUUGGUUCCAGGGGCUGGUCAAAGAGGCUGACAUUGAUUCAUUCCAUAUGCCAUAUUACACACCCUACAAGGAUGAGAUGGAGUCUAUUAUUCAAAAGGAAGGGUCUUUUAGUAUUAACAGACUAGAAGUCUUUGAAGAAACCCUAGUGGAUGUCAUGAAACACAAUGAAAAUGACAGAGAGUAUAUGUCUGAGAAGAACACAAUAAUAGCUAUUUUUGCAGCAAAAGGAAUGAGCUGA
Ilex paraguariensis (yerba mate) is the source of this 369-nucleotide messenger RNA. The record is from the annotation of a GenBank genome assembly. NCBI's taxonomy places the organism in Eukaryota, Viridiplantae, Streptophyta, Magnoliopsida, Aquifoliales, Aquifoliaceae.